GUGGAAUGUCAGUCUACUGAUUAAUGCAUUCAAAUAGUUGCAACAAAUGAACGCGUUUUCUCUUUUUAUCCAUCCCACACCCCCUUAUGCAUGAUAUUGCAACUCAGCUUCUCUAACGGCAACCUUCGGAAGAGUAAUAGAAGGACAUUGUGGUAAAUGUUGGAAGUGGAUAUUUCAAAGAAUUUAACUAGCGAACCGUUCCGUUUCCUUGAGCCUUCAACGUGAUGUGUCGAUUGGUAAAUGUUCGAUUUAAAAAAAAGUGAUUCUAAGUGAUAUUAUCGAAGAGGUCAAGUAGGGUAGUGAUAAUAUCGUAUUUAUUUCUACAUGAAUAUGAAAUAGUGCACCUAAUGUACAACUACAGCGUAAAAUAAACUAUAGCAAGAACCUACAUUUUCAAUUAUCGUUUUUUCGCAAACGGUACAAAUAAACGAUCUCAGACUCGCAAUUUUGCCGGUUCUCCCAAAGAUAUUGCCGACCAGGCCGUCGACGGUUGCAGUGCAGGCACAGCAUCACAGCAUUCGGCCUAAACCGGGCGCGCUCAUCGUUCGCUAUUAUUCAAUUGAAGUUCAUAAUCAAACCCCUGUUUCCCCCACCACGCCACUGCUCAUCGAGGAUCACUGAUCGUCGCACCAGACACCAGAUAGAGUUUUGUGAAGCUCACCGUAGUACCUUUAGCAUAAGACCGUAAAUGAGAUACACACUACGCACUUCCUCGCAUCUUUAGUGGAGACCUACAAAAAGUUGCAUCACCAACAUAGCAUGAUCACCAGCAAUAUGAUCGUUUAUGCUAAUGGUUAAUGUCGACUGAGGUCGCCCUGAAAGGAAAACUCGUUUCUUCUGUCGCUUGAAAAAUUGUUAACGUUCGCCGGUCCAUUCCGAAUAUGAUUUUUUUGACAACAUACAUCACAGAAGCUAUCAACUACACGAAUAACAUAGAACAUUAUUCUUCACAUAGGUGGGAAGAGGACUUGUUUUUGGGGUUUGCAUUACUGUUUUCCACACUUUAUGGAAUAAUUGAAACCCUUCAAUUAAACCUUCCAGUGCAUUAAUAACAUCGUGAAGCAACUACACAAAACCACAAAAGUGACACUCCCGUUGUAGUGCCAAUCGUUCGUCUGAACAGCCUCCAACACAGAAACUAUACACGAAAAAAAGAACAAUGGCCAGCAGUGCUAGACGGAAAGUCGCCGCCAGGUUACGUGUUACCGUGGCCAUCGUGUUCCUCCUGGGAACACAACUUGCCGCAAGUGUGCAAGCAAGUGAAGACGAAUUACCGGUCGUCAGUUACAUCAAUCGUGAAGCAUCGGGAAAGAAAAUUUUGCCUGAUUUUACAUCGAUCCAGCUUGGUGAAAGCGUUCCUGAACAAUAUCGUGCAGCAGCAAACAGGUUUGCACGAUUGUGGAAGGAACAUGUGACCGGAAUCAAAGGAUACGAUACGCUUAAAGAUAUCCCAUUUACGCUAAUAGUACCGGAUAAAAUAGACGAGACUGUUUUCGGUGGAAAUGAACCAAAAAUACGAGAAUUCCUUCUCGAGCACGUUGUUCCCGGGGCACUGGUAGAGGUGAAAGAUCAAAAUACCUACCUGAAUCUAAACCAGCAUCCAGUUCACGUGAAUCUAUCCUGCUUCGACAUGUUGAUGGCGUAUGAAAUUAAUCAAAGCGCUAAGGUACUCACCAAGCGCAACAUUACCGAACAUCUCAGUUUGGUGUUCAUAGUCGGCAACUUGACAGAAUCGGAUGUUCAUAGUUCGUCCACAAAUAAAUUCAAUAAACGAAAUAUUCAAGAAACAAACCGCUACAAUGAACCACAGAGGCUGGAAAUGAAAAAUGCCACCAAAGAACUUGCAUCAAGCAAAGAAAACAAAAUUGGACAACAUUUGAUGAACUUCCUGGCUGGCAUGAAAUCGGGAACCAAGGUUUUCCAGCACUUUCUUUCCAGUUCCAACCUAAGCAACCUGAUGGACGACAGCUCGUACAUGGUUUUCAUUCCAUCCGACACUGCGUUUCAACGGUGGCACCCCAUCGACUGGGGCUUCUAUCCAUUCAGUGUACAGGAGUUUACCGAAAUGGUUCUCCGUAAUCACUUCGUACGCACCAAGCAACCGCUUCGCAUGGCGGAUCUUCGAGUGAUCCAUACUGAUCAACGAUACAAAACCCUUGGCGGAGAGUAUAUUGUACUUAAGAACAAACCUUCUCCCAAUGUGAACAACGUUACCAUUUUAUCCGACUAUACCCUUUCGAAUGGUAUCGAAGUUUUCAUACUAUCAGAAGUACUCUUCGUUUCCGAAGCAGUGGUCUCACGGUUGCAUCAGAUGCACAAGGACAAAGAAACACCGCCCCUGUUGGCAUUCCCUUGGUUUGGCGCUCAGUUUUUGUCCCAUUCAUUCCUAGCGCUGGAACGUGACACACGGUUCACACAAAUUACUCGGUUUCUCAAUACGGCAGAAAUUGCACAGUUCAUUUCUGGCUCAAAUUACACCUUUUUCGUACCGACUGAUGAAGCGUUUGAACGGUAUAGUUUUGAUUUGCUUCCGGACAGUGUACUCGCUUCGGAAAAGGGUAUCAAAAUGUUGCUGAACCAUUUCAUUCGGGGCAGACUGUAUGAUCGCGAUUUAAAAGAUGGAGAAUUGAUUGACACAAUCGGUGGUAUGCCUGUAAAAAUUCAACGAUCGUUCGAAAACACUGUUCGGGUUAAUUCCGCCCGCAUUGUAGAAUCGGAAGUGUUUGUCUACAAUCUAGGAACAAUGUUCUACAUCGAUGAUGUACUGUAUACCGAUUUACUAAAGGAUGAAGUUAAAGCAAUUACAGAUCUCAAGAACGUGGAUAGGAAUGUUCCGGAAAGUAUUGGUGGAAGCGAUGCUUAUACAACGGAACAAAACCCACCAGUGACCGAUCGACCGACAAGUACCACGUUCCGAUCGUUGUACGGUCUGCUUACGACCAAUGCCGACGUUGAGCUAGUUCCUUUGGAAGUUACCGAAUCGAGCAAACGAAACAGUGACGAAGACAGCGCUCAGUUUCAGGAUGAUGAAAUCAUUACACCUAAAGCGCUUCCUUUGAGAUACUUCUACAACCCAAAGAAGUAGAUGUCACAUAUCAUGUAUGCUCCCAUUUUUUCGAUCAAUUUGUGCGCUCGCUCGACACCCAGUUUUAUGUCCCGCUAGCAAUGUUAUCAAUCUUCACGCAGUGUACAAUCUGCUCUAAGCACAUACAAUUUAGUAGACGGACAACAAAACUGUUCCGCAAAUGGAAUGUUUGCUACAUUCCUGUUUAGUUUCCUUAGAAAUUUUUGGUACGUUUUUCUGCCGUUCAUACUCCAUACGCAAGUAAAUAGAAGCCUAUUAGCGGUAUUAGUGUCUGAACUUUUAGAAACGAAAAAAAGUCAAUCAAUGAAUGAACUCGAUCAUUACAACAGUAGGUACACUUGAACGAUUAUUACCAGUAAAAGUUUGCAAACUUAAAACUUUAAUGAACAAUAGUGUAGAAUAUAUUACCAACAACUAGCAACCAACAGUAACGGUUAAUAAUCUGUAGAUUAUUCUGUAAAGUGAUUCAAGGAAGUAGAUUCAAAAGGCCUAUCGAUGUAAAACCUCACAAAUGAGGCGCAGGAAAGAUAUUAUGAAAUAGCAAAAACCAACAAUAAUCUGCUCGCCAGGUAAACGAAGCAUUUUAUAGUAGCGAGGCAGUAAACUGCUCAUUCAAUAAACAGUGCUAUUCCGUUACUUGUAACAUUUCAGCAAGUGUAAAUUGGACAGCAGAUCAGCAUUAUAGUACCCCGUUAAUUCGUGCCGAGAGAACAGAAUAUCAGUGAACUUCACACUCAACAAGGUACUAGAAACAGGCAUCUCAUUAAGUUAAGUGCAAUAGUAAUGCAUUGCAUCUUCUUCUUCUAUAACAACUAUUUUCUCUAUUUAUUCUAUUUAUUUCUGUACAAUUUGAAUUCUUUGUUGCUUGUUCGAAGCGAAUUUCUUUUCUCUGGUAUUUUUUUUCCUUACUGUGAUUCUAAAUAUUCAUUUUUUAUGUAUUGCAUGAAAUAUCUUUUUUCCGAUUCAAACAUCAAAAACAUAUCAAAUACUAAGUUACGGAAUAUCAAUUACCAUUAAGACGCAUCAUCAUAACAUGAUGUGUAAUGUUAUUUGCACAGUUUGAAUAAAAUCAUCAAAUAUGUCAAUAAACUUUAGUUACUUUGUACGAUUUUUAAAACAUUGGAAACAAGAAAUCAAUAAACAUUUAUGAAAAUAUGA
Anopheles funestus (African malaria mosquito) is the source of this 4243-nucleotide messenger RNA. RefSeq lists its product as uncharacterized. NCBI's taxonomy places the organism in Eukaryota, Metazoa, Arthropoda, Insecta, Diptera, Culicidae. The coding region runs from base 1160 to 3085 and encodes 641 amino acids. Gene Ontology annotation, cellular component: extracellular matrix. Gene Ontology annotation, biological process: cell adhesion; extracellular matrix organization. The transcript has 5 exons. Gene Ontology annotation, molecular function: cell adhesion molecule binding. The record is from RefSeq and is a predicted model, not a curated record.